UGCCCGAGCUCAGCUGCAGCGGGUGUAGGCCUGGGUCUUCUCCGUCUCCUGGGACUCUUUCCACCGUCUGAGGGGCAGCGGCAGGAGUUUCCUCGGCUUGAGUCCCGGGGUCCGGGGUUGGAGGAGGCCCAGGCCCUCUCAGCCUGGGGAGCGCCAGCCCGUUUCUCACCUGGUUCCCACUCCUUCAGUUACGGAGGCUGCGUUCCCCCCUUGUCACUUGCAUAAGAUAUGGGGGUGGGGGGUGGAGGUGGAGGAGAGGCCUUAAGCUGAGACCUCUCGCUGGGCCCUGUCCCCAGGCGCCCCUGUCCCUGCAGAGGCCUCCUCCCGGUGAAGGAGGACACGCCGGUAUGUGGGCCUGUCCAGUCCGGGCUCCCAGUGCCCGCUGCCCCCACCGGCUCAGCAGACGGUCGGUCGGGGGCUGGACAGAGGCGUGACCAGGCUCCCAGGAGGAGGCGAGGCCCCUUCCAGGAAGAUGGGAGCAGCUCUCACUCCGGCCAUCCCAGGGCUCUGACUUCUCCACCCAGGUGAACUCCUCUUCCCUCAACUCCCCCACGGGGCGCGGCUCCAUGGCCGCCCCCUCGCUGCACCCCUCCCUGGGGCCCGGCAUCGGCUCCUCGCUCAGCUCCCCGGCACAGCUGCACUCGCCCAUCAGCACCCUGAGCUCCCCCAUCAACGGCAUGGGCCCGCCCUUCUCGGUCAUCAGCUCCCCCAUGGGCCCCCACUCCAUGUCCGUGCCCACCACACCCACCCUGGGCUUCGGCACCGGCAGCCCCCAGCUCAACUCGCCCAUGAACCCCGUCAGCAGCAGCGAGGACAUCAAGCCCCCGCUGGGCCUCAACGGUGUCCUCAAAGUCCCGGCCCACCCCUCAGGGAACAUGGCGUCCUUCACCAAGCACAUCUGUGCUAUCUGCGGGGACCGCUCCUCAGGCAAGCACUACGGGGUGUACAGCUGCGAGGGCUGCAAGGGCUUCUUCAAGCGGACGGUGCGCAAGGACCUGACCUACACCUGCCGGGACAACAAGGACUGCCUGAUUGACAAGCGGCAGCGGAACCGGUGCCAGUACUGCCGCUACCAGAAGUGCCUGGCCAUGGGCAUGAAGCGCGAAGCUUGUGGGCGCGCCGCUCGGGCCCUGGCGGCGGAGGGGCUGCCGCGGGGGCUGCGGGCUGACAAGCAGCCUCCCCGUGCCUCAGCUGUGCAGGAGGAGCGGCAGCGGGGCAAAGACCGGGCUGAGAACGAGGUGGAGUCCACGAGCAGCGCCAACGAAGACAUGCCAGUGGAGAAGAUCCUGGAGGCCGAGCUGGCCGUCGAACCCAAGACCGAGACGUACGUGGAGGCAAAUGUGGGGCCGAACCCCAGCUCGCCCAACGACCCUGUCACCAACAUCUGCCAAGCGGCCGACAAGCAGCUCUUCACCCUGGUGGAGUGGGCCAAGCGGAUCCCUCACUUCUCCGAGCUGCCCCUGGACGACCAGGUCAUCCUGCUGCGGGCAGGCUGGAACGAGCUGCUCAUCGCCUCCUUCUCCCACCGCUCCAUAGCCGUGAAGGACGGCAUCCUCCUGGCCACCGGGCUGCACGUCCACCGCAAUAGCGCCCACAGCGCGGGGGUGGGCGCCAUCUUUGACAGGGUGCUGACGGAGCUGGUGUCCAAGAUGCGGGACAUGCAGAUGGACAAGACGGAGCUGGGCUGCCUGCGCGCCAUCGUCCUCUUCAACCCCGACUCCAAGGGGCUCUCAAACCCGGCCGAGGUGGAGGCGCUUCGCGAGAAGGUCUACGCGUCCCUGGAGGCGUACUGCAAACACAAGUACCCCGAGCAGCCAGGAAGGUUUGCCAAGCUGCUGCUUCGUCUGCCGGCCCUGCGCUCCAUCGGCCUCAAGUGCCUGGAACACCUCUUCUUCUUCAAACUCAUCGGGGACACGCCCAUCGACACCUUCCUCAUGGAGAUGCUGGAAGCCCCGCACCAAAUGACUUAGGCCUGUGGCCCGUCCUUCGCACCCGCUGGUCCGGCCGCCCCGCCCGGCUGCCAGCUGCUCUUCUCAGCCGAGCCUGUCCCGCCCCUCCUCUGCCUGGCUGUUUGGACUUGGGGGCGCGGCCUGUCACUGCUAAGCCUGAGAUGUGCUGCCACCCUCGUUAUUUUCAGUACUACUCGACUGGACCGGGCAGUGGCCAUGCUGGGGUGGCAGCCGGAGUGGCAGGAACUGGUGUGAGCGCCGGGGGAGCCCGGGCGGCUCACGGGGUCUCAGGCCCCCGCCCCCGGAGCUACAGCGGUCAGAGGGUGGCUUUGUUCCGUCACUGUUUUGUUGUCGCUGGGUUUGGAAAUACCCCGUGCGAGGUCCUCUGUUUGCAGGGAUCCCUCUGCUGCCUGUGUGUGCUGGCAACCUGCCAGCCUGGCCUCACCCACAAUCGGGAGGAGGGGACAGGUGCGGGGGGGUUGGCAUUUCAUUGCAAAAGACCCCACGUGCCCCCUGGGAGGACGGGAGGGGCUCUGGGGCAAGCAGCCUUGUCUCCCCUCAGAAUGAAGGGUGAGCAACCCGUUUCCAAAGAUGACUUUCAACUUUGUCCCCGAGCCAGUCAGAACAGAAGCUGACCUCUGUGCAGGGUUUGGGGGCCACCUCAAGGCUGCAGGGGCUGGAGUCACCUGCCCACCCCACCCCACCCCACCCCUCCCCUCCUCAUUUCUCUCUUUGCAUUGUCCUGGUUUCAGCUUCUUCUCCCACAUGGUCCUGUCCAGCCCUGGGUAACCAACACCCCCCCCCCCCCCCACAAAUCUUCCAGUCUGUGCAGAGGGCCAAGGCUGACCCCACUCCCCAGUCCUGGAGGGCUAGCCUGGUCUCUGGCCCUCCUGGAAGCACUGGGGGGGCCAUGCCGACCUGGGCUCUGCUGACCUCUCAAGGGCGGAGGUCACCACCAAGGAGGCCCACAGGGACGGGAGGAGAGGAGAGUCACUUUCCCCAGAGGGUCCUCGGGCAGCUGUGCACGUUGAAGGAGGGACUUGUGGGCACAUGGCUCGGGGGGGCAGAUGGCCCAUCUGGAGCGCUCUGGGUAGAGAGGCCCCUUUGCUGGCUGUUCUGUCCAGAGGACUCUUGGGGUCAGGAGCCGUUGAGUGCCAGCACCCUUGGGCCGGGGCUGGGUGCCCCUCGGGGGCAGCCAGCCCGGCUGUUGUCUUGGCCGGCUGAUGGAGCCCUUUGUGGGAGCUCCAUCAACACCUGCUCUGGUUGAGGGCACCCCACCCAGCCCUGCACCGGCCCCUGAACCUUUCACCCAGCCCAGGCAGGCAGGCCCUCUGCCCCUGGGGCAGGGGCGGGGGUGGGGUCUCUCAGGUUGAACUGGCCUCUUUUGCACUGUAAUGCCCUCCCUUUGGUCCGAGUACUUUCCAUUUUCACGCCUCGUACUCCCUGAACCCAGCAUUUGUCAGUCGUGGGGGCCUGAGCCGGGCCGGGGGGGCCGGGGGUAGGCGUUAGGGAGGAGUCCUGUCUUCUCAGCCCAUCAGGGGCAUGCUCUGCGAUGCCUGUCUUCUUCCCGCUGCUCCCCACCAGAGAGGCCCCAGAGCGGGGGUGGGCGUGGGGGCUGUGGAUGGCCUCCCCCCAAGUCUGUUCCCCCAGGUGCUGCAAGGGUGCCCCUGGGGCUGGAAGGGGAGAGGCCGGCCUCCAGGCCUCUAGGGAGGAGGGAGUCCAUUCUUUGCCCUCCAGAGUCUGGCCCGAGCUCAGUGUGAGGCACCUGGGCAGAGGGUGUGGAAGCUUCCACAAACACGUCCUUUCUCUGGCACCCCACCCCGCCCUUAACUUGGUGGCCCAGGCGAGGCGUCCCCUGCCACACAGGCACCCCCAGCCCCGUCCACCAUCUGAGGCAGAGACGGGGCGAGCCCACGCCUACCGAGUUGUCCCUCUUCCCAGACUCUCCCUGAAAGUCUUGGCAGCCUUUGGGGGCGUGCUUGUGUCAGGCAGAGGGACGCCGGCACCCUCAGGGGCCUCCCUCUGGGACCCCCUCCCCCUGGGAACAUAGACCGCCCCCCGGCCCACCACCCUGGUGCCUUCUGCAGCCAGAUGCGCCCUGUCCGCACCCAGCCCCCUCCCGCUCCCCUGGACCCCUCGGGAACGUGGUGGCUCCAGUGGGGAGAACCCAGGAUGGGCGCUUUGCUGGGGGGUCGGCCUCGUGGGCUGGCUGCUCGUAAGGCACUGAGGUCCCCAGGCCACCCCCUCCCAAAGCCAGAAAUCCCCUGGCCCCUCGCCGCUCAGCCUUCCGUGGCCCCGCCGGCACGGCAGCAUCUUGGGCUCUUGGGGCUGCCCUUUCGUCUUCUCCUCGGUCCGCUGUCAUCGAUGUUGUCAUGCAGUGCUGUUUGUUUGAAAGAUGAUGGUGGGGAAACGGCACAUUACUCAGUAGAGAGGUAGGAUUUUUAUUUAACCAGACCUUCAGUAGUAUUACCAAUCUGGUUCAACUAAGGUGAUUUUUUGUAAUUAUUAUUAUUAUUAUUAUUAUUUUGGUGGGACAAUCUUUAAUUUUCUAAAGAUAGCACUAACAUCAGCUCAGUAGCCAUUCCGGUGCCCGUCCCCGCCUGCUGGGCGCUUCCGGCACGUCCCCUCCCUGCUUGGACAUCAGAUGGGGCUCCCGAGGCCGAGGAGUGAAGACGACCGCGCCCCGGGUUUGGACGGUGUUGGCAGAGCCAGACUCCGGCUCGUCCUCCGUCAGGCGUCUCCUUGGAAGCUGGCCUGCCCGGGGAGGUCCGCCCAGAUGGCUCCCGGGUCAGCCCCUGGCCCUCUCGUCCCCUGGGGGGGAAGAUGGCGCCACACUCUCGGUGUUCCGGAAGGAUUCGGGCUGGCAGGCCGGUGGCCAGUGCUGGAGACCAUGCCGAGCUUCCUCCUCCGUGGGGGCCCCUGGGGGGGCCCGGCCGGAACGUGCAGCUAGUGGGUAAUCAGCUGAUGUUGUCCCCAUCACGGAAUUCGGUCCCUGCCCACGCAGGUGUGUGGUGUACAAUGUACAUGCUGUACAGAGACCCUGUGUGCACAGACCUGCUCGCCAUCCACACACGUGUACCAGUUCCCAGCAUUCUCUGUUUAUUUUUAAUCAAGACUUUCCUCCCCCCACCCCACCCCCCGUUUUCCUACAGAUUUGCUUCAUGUAAGCAAGUACGUAAGGACCCCUCCUUUGGUGAAAUCCGGGUUCGAAUGAAUUAUCUCGUGGCAAGGAGAUGCAUCUAUUUUAAGAUGCUUUGGUGCAAACAGGUUUAGCCGUUCCCAGUCCUUAGAAUGCCUUAGCCGGGAUGCGUAGCUCACACUUAGAGAGGAUGACACACACAUACAGAGAAAAGAGAUGUCUAAAGCAUCGGGAAAGGUAGAAAAAAAUCUAUUUUUGUACAAAUGUAAUUUUAUCCCUCAUGUAUACUUGGAGGAUGUGGCGGGGAGGGGGGACUUGUUUUGUUUCUGCUUCUAGAGAUUGAGGUGAAAGCUUUCUGAGUCAACGUUGGGACGCAAGGCGGAGCGGAGGAGGGAGCUCUCGGGACGGGGCACGGGCUUCAGACGAAACCGCGGCACGUAGAUGUUUUCUUUCUGGGGCAGGAAGGUGGGCCUGGAACUUUCAAGGGUUUUCUUCCCCUUUCGAGUAAUUUUUAAGCCUUGCUCUGUUCUGUCCCUGUUGCCAGCUGGCCUUCCCGAGACUCUGACUGUGAAAUUACUUCCCCACGUGAUUGUUCUCGAAAACUUCGUGGCCGCAGGUGCCGGGGAUUCAUGAACAAUGGUGUUAGAAUUGUGGAAAAGAGAAACUCAAAGCCAAACGUGAGAGGAGAAACAAACAAAACAUGAGUGUUUAAAAAUACAUCCCCAUUCAGUUUGC
Molecule: messenger RNA, 5823 nt
Organism: Balaenoptera musculus (blue whale)
Lineage: Eukaryota; Metazoa; Chordata; Mammalia; Artiodactyla; Balaenopteridae
Gene: RXRA
Product: retinoid X receptor alpha
Exons: 10
Coding region: 567-1970 (467 amino acids)
Biological process (GO): response to retinoic acid; anatomical structure development; cell differentiation
Cellular component (GO): RNA polymerase II transcription regulator complex; nucleus
Molecular function (GO): nuclear receptor activity; nuclear steroid receptor activity; zinc ion binding
Source: RefSeq, a predicted model, not a curated record